ACUGCGGUAGCCAUCGGUAGUUCAGCUCCCCGAGAAAGACAGUGGUAUGGUAACUCGAAAAGCUUAUAAGAUCCAAGAUGUCAACAGAACGAAACGCAUAGGGAUUGUAGCUAACAAUUUUAACGAUCUGAAGAAGAAAGGCAAGAAAAGACUCGCUAUAGCUGGGGAUUGUAGAGUGUGUUUGGAGGACGGAACCAUAGUAGACGAUGAAGAUUACUUUAUCACUCUACCACAUCAAACAGUCUUUGUAUUUGUGCAACCCAAUGAAACAUGGGAAGGAUAUGUGACUGUUCUGAAGAAUGCUACUGAGAAGAUUUUCAGAGCUACGUCUCAGCGAAAUGAGAUCAUUGAACAGAUUUAUGAUGUUAUGCACGGUUCUAAGUCAAAUGAAAUGUAUACUGUCAUGUUGGAACUUGUCAAUCGUCUCGAUGAUAAUAUCGAGGCAGAGGAACGUAGUGAAGAUGAGGCCUGGUUUAAUGGUCUUAGCCAAUCCUUCAACACCAAAGAACAUGCCAUGAGAAGUGCUGCAAAAUCCAGAGUCAGGAAAUACUUUUCCAAUGCAAAGGAUUCUUUUGAGAAAGCGUCAAAGAAAGCUCAGCCUCUCCUAUCGAGCACCCUAAAGCAAUUUCAAGAGGAAUUAAAAAAGCGUCAAUAUUUUGGUGAUUACUUUGCUAGAUCUGCUAAUGACCAACUGCGUCUGUGUUGUGAAAAGGGGUGGUUCAGCUGUGAGGGGCCUUACAAUGAAAAAACUUGUUCACACCUGCACACCAUCAAUCCAUAUGGUAGCAAGGAGAGCAGAGUCCUGUUUAGUACGUGGAACCUCGAUCAUGUAAUUGAGAAGUCGCGACAGAUUUUUCCAGCAAUUAUCCAGGCCGCUGAAAAGUGCCCUAAAGAAAGCGUAUUAAACUGGAAGUACUUUUUUAGCUUGCUUUUCACAAGGGAGAAUCUUAAACUGGUCCAUAUCGGGUGCCAUGUAAAAGGAGGACAUGAAGGAUUUGAAUGCCAAUCCAAAUAUUUUUAUAUGAAAUCAAAACGGUAACACGUGUUGCCGUUCUCGAAUGAUUCUAUAAUUAGUUUGCAAUAAAAACGGUUACCCUUGA
Pocillopora damicornis (cauliflower coral) is the source of this 1100-nucleotide messenger RNA. Its product is annotated as DNA fragmentation factor subunit beta. Lineage: Eukaryota; Metazoa; Cnidaria; Anthozoa; Scleractinia; Pocilloporidae. The record is from RefSeq and is a predicted model, not a curated record. Gene Ontology annotation, biological process: apoptotic process; apoptotic DNA fragmentation. Gene Ontology annotation, cellular component: nucleus; cytoplasm. Gene Ontology annotation, molecular function: DNA endonuclease activity.